UUAGCCCUAAAUGACCGGAGGAGCGUGCAUUUUCAGAACCAUUCAGGAAAAUCACUUGUCGGCGUAAGGUGACUUGAAAGCAACUCUCCAUGUUGAAUAUAAGCUGACGACAGAGAUGUAAUGGUCCGGUGAUCCGUCAGUUUUAUCGUACAUCAAACAUUUUACAACAAUGAGCGGUCAUAGACCUAGAACGACAUCGUUUGCCGAAACAAAUAAGUCGCAUACGCCAAAUUUUGGAGGAGUGAAAAUAAGUCGUGAGUAUACACUUUUACAUUUCAUUACCAAUAGGUAAUAUUCAAGGUGUUUAGGGCUGGAAAACCGCCGAUAGUGUGGGUGUAGAACAUAGUAGAGGAAUGAUGAUGGGCAAAUAUGACUGUCCUGUUCGUUUUUUAGGCGAUAAAGAUGGAAGCAAAGUAACAACCGUCGUUGCAACUACAGGCUCCCUGCCCGAUCGGACGCAAGAGAUCAGUUAUACUGACACGAAAGUUAUUGGGAAUGGUUCUUUCGGAGUUGUAUAUCAGGCACGGAUGUGUGAUUCUUCGGAGCUUGUGGCUAUAAAGAAAGUCUUGCAAGACAAACGUUUUAAGGUAUUUUUGCUUUUGCUUUUUAGACUGACCACAAUAUAUAUAUGUAUGCCCGUUUCGGUGUGACGUUUUCGUUUUCGUAAUGCCGAAAUUCGCUUCAAUACUGGCAACAUUAAACUUUUCUUUCAGAAUCGUGAGCUGCAAAUCAUGAGAAAAUUAGACCACUGCAAUAUUGUCAGGUUACGAUGGUUCUUUUAUUCCAGCGGCGAAAAGGUUAGUUACUCUCUCUCUUAUUGAUAUUUGAAAAAAGACGUAAUGAGAUUUUGAGAUCGAUGCUUGAAUAUUGCGAUGUCGUUUUGCAUCAGUUGAAUUGAGCCUGCUAAAGGCCGGUUAUUUCAUGUUGUUUGUUGAACGGCCUACGUGGGUGUACGAACACUGAUUGCUUUAAUUCAGUAAAACUAGCAUUCUAUUCACUGUAGUAUAUGAGACCAACUGCCUACAUGAUUGUAUUAACGACGUGGAAACAAGAUCGAAGGAAGUGUCGCUCGAAAUGUAUUAUUUUUUUUGUUUAAAUGUACACUCCUUCUGAGGUGAAAACAAAUUUAGCUAUUUUAGGCAACAUAACUUUCACCACAAAGAAACGGAUAUACUUUCACUUUUUUCUUUCGGUCACAUCUGAGAUUUUAGUUAGCUUCACCUGGAUGGAAAUUUUUAAGACGAAUUUUUUUUUCUUUGGAAACCAUCGGAUUUGUUGUAAUUUCAGGAUAGCCAAAUUUUUUGCUUCGUUGAAAUUUUUUCUUAGUCCGGUGUGAUCUAGAAAGGAUUUAAAAUCUUUCUGACAUCACAUUUGUCGAGCGGGCUGAAGUGGUAUCUUUGCCACUUAUGUCUUUGUAACAUUAUAUUUCCCUAAAACAGAAAAACUGAUAUAUUUUAAGAUUCUAAAAAAUGCCCUUUGCCCCACGAAUCCGUGGUCAGUUUUUCAGUCUUCAUGUUAAUUUUUCAUCUGCCUGUUCACUGCAAAUUAUAGGGAACAUUUCUUAAUUCUUAUGGACAGAAUGUCAAAUCCAAAGGGAAAGAUAUUAUGUAAAUACUUCGUUUCAAAUAAAAGUUGAAAAAACUAGGGGCAAAUUUGGUACUGAGAGAAACGUUGCUAUUAUAAUGACAGUAAUGGGGUUGUUCCCAUCAAGUUCAAUCCUGCCCUUGUACAAAAUCGAUUUUUCAAUUACUAUCGUAGACUAUGUACGGUAAAUAAUGUAAGUUUAUAACAUAAAUAAUAUUGUACUGGUUUUCUCGUUUGAAGCAGACGUUAACUGUGGUUUAAUAGGAGACUGAAUUUUAUGAUAUUUUUAAUUAGAAAAUUGGAAAAAUCUAAAAAGUGAUGUUAUUUACAUUACCAAUACUACAUGGCUAUAGCAGGGACAAAAAUUGUUAAACAUUUUUAGACUUGACAUUUUUAAAUUCUCUUGGAUGCCUUUUUUUUCCUACAUCCCUUUGACCAUUAGGUACCACUGUUUUGGAGAAUUUUUUUCUCUUUAUUACAUCAACAUUACAUAGUAAAGCACUGUGAGUGCUCAGAUUAUAAGCCCAAGAGUACUUAUUUACUCUUUAAAGUCUAGAGUGAGGCACUCACCUGGUUAUUCAGAUAACCUGUGUGCAGAUGUCUCCUAUUUCCCAGUUGCUCAAGGAAAAGGGAAAUCUGCGCAAUGCUGUUGCUAAUCAUAUUAGAGCCUCACCCUCAGGGUAUUUAAUUUUGGAUAAAUUUUAAAAUGUGUACCACUUGUGUCUACACCUAGGUAGCUUGCGUUGCAGACAUAAUAUAUUGAAACUCGCUUAGUAACACCUGUGAAGCCACACCAAGAUCCUUGUUCUGGGCCCUGAACAGACUCAACAAAUUACUGAAAGUCCUUUUCCCAAUUUCCUUUCAUCCUGAUGGACAAAUCCACAAAGGCUUUUUUAACAGGUUCAUCUUAGAGCGUACUCAAAUCCUGGUUCGCAGGUUAGGGCCCAUAACAAGGAUUCCAGCACUGUUUCGCAGAUGGACUUAACCAGAGUUUAGUUUCAUUUGUGGUGCAGGCUAUGUCUUGGUUGAAAGGAGACAACUUGAGUCUUAUUUCAAGAAGAGCACAUGUUAUCCCAGACCCAUUCUUGAAUUGUCUACUCCUGUUUAGAAAGAGAUGUUGGAAUUGAUUUUGUAAGGUUGGAUUUUUCAAUGCAGCUGUGGCUAUCGACAUAAAAUCUUUCCCAAGCUUUCCUGGUGGUUCUCUCAGCAUGUUUUCUUUAAUCUUCCUCAGCCACUGAACUGUAAUUUGCACGACAGUUUUACUUUUAUUUGUUGAUCUCAAAGUGUUGUGCAAUGACUGUAAGUCGAACGGGGAAAACUUUGCGAUUAAGCUUUCUGUAGGGAUGUUUGACCACAAUGAAGAAAGGAGUGAGCCAUGAUCAUUUGGCAAAGAAACUGAUUUAUCUGAUAGAAUUUUCUUGCCAGGAAAAUAGACUCUGCUGCCGUCUCAAGUGCCUGUACCUUUUUUACUUCUUUGUGUCAGAUAGUCCUCUAUUUAUUUCUUUGUAACUGGUUUUCCAAAAUUCCCUGGUUGAGUUUUCUCAAGUUGGUUGGAAGUCCAUUGAAUUUCACUUUUGAAGACCAGGGCUCGAAAAAAUUUUUUGAAGUCUUUCUAGCCGUGGGCUAGCUAGCAUUCCUACUUUACUAGCCUGAAGCCUGAGAGCUCUAGCCCAGUACUUAUUUGUAUUGUGAGCCAGUCUUAAAAUUUAUCAGCUAAGGAUGGAUAUUUGCGCUACGUUUGGCAAGACAUUACACCCUUUUCCUGGUCAUACUCCACCCACAGCUAUUUUGUUUUCCACUGUGGAAGAAACAAAGGUUUUACUGGGUAUCAUACUUCUUGUUUUUGGUCUGAAUUUCAUCUGCAGCAGCUGGCCCAUCGGUACUCCACUUACACUGAUCUUCAGCAACACCAUCCACUUUCUUUUCCUGUGUGGAGCCAAAGUUCAAGAGGUUCACUGAAAGAAACAAAACAAAAUACAUUCGUAACUUCCCACGUGCUACAUGUGCGUGCCUCUUUGUGCAUGUCCUAAGGACCAAAGUGGUUCCCAGACUUCUCCUGUCCACAUAGAACACCUUGCAAAUAUUCUCUUUGCGUACUCACUGAUGUACUCGCUUUUGACUCCUUCGUGGCAUAGGUUGUAAUACAGUACUGACUUUUUAUGUAAUUAUUUUUAUAAGAAACCUGUUUUUCUAAAUAUUUAAAUGCAGAUCUUGCCAGUUAAUUCAACAACUGGGCUUUUAAGUGCCUUUCUAGCCCAUUGCGCUAGGAAAGUAUUUUUUCCCUUGGCAAACAAAAACUUUCGCUAGCCCCGGGAGUCGGGCUAGUGGAUUUUUGGAGCCCUGAAGACACUUGUUAUAAAAAAAGAUAAUAUUGGAUGUUCAAAGAAUAUUGUAAGAGAAGAUUUCUGUCAUACACAUUAAAUUUUACUCUUACAUGCGUGAGGUUUCUGUCACGCAACUCUUCACUUUUUAUCGCAACCAAUCAGAAUCUAGCUGAAUAAUUCCCAUUGUGAGGUGGUCAAUCACAGUCCUUUACAUACAUACAUACUUUAUUGACUUUCCUCAUAGAGGCUUUUCCUUUCUCAAGAUCUUGGGAGAACCAGAAGGUGAUUAGCAACGGAGCACUCAGGCUAUCCUCAAGAAACAUCCUCUUUGUCUCAAAUGGACAAAAGCUGUAUUAUAUAUCUUUCUGUAAAAACCCAAAUUGUAUUUUGUUUAUGUGGUAUGGAUAUAUUUGGCUUUAAGUGUCCUCUCACACCCAAGAUUUGUUGCUGUCCUUAAGAACCAUUGUCAGAGGAGCUAUACCUUCAACGUAAAACCACGUGAAAUGGCAGUCCCAUUUCCAGUUGGAGACUUAAAAAAAAAAACAGUGUCCACAGUUAGUACUUUCAUGCUUAAUACAUUGAUACUCAAUUCAAUCACAAACCAGCGAAUAAGUAUUGCUGAAACCGAUUGCAUUAUCCAGUGAAGAGCUUUGUCCACCUUUUAUACAACUGGGGCCUGGAAAAUAUUCAUACCUACCCCAUAGAAGGUAAUUGGAAAUUUCUAGAGGAAGAGGGUCUGCCACUAUUACUUCUGGAAGGGUUAAAAUUUAUCAUUGCUUAUCUUAUUCAUCCACUAAAUUCAUAGAAGUGGCAAAUUAUUUUCAGCAAUAGUGUCAGAAAGGCAAAACAUUGUAUUAACUUCUAUAUUUUUGACAGCUAACAGUCACCCUUAUCUUGGCCACGAUCCCAAGGUCAGGGUCAUUCCUUGAUCCAGAUUGAUUGUAAGCUUUCAAAAAUGUCAGGUUUUUGCCUUGCUGAUGCUUUUGUGAAAAAGACUUCUAGCCAUAUUUAAUCAUUUUAUUUUAUGUUCUCUUUUAUAGAAAGAAGAAAUCUAUUUAAAUCUGGUUCUUGACUUUGUCCCAGAGACUGUUUAUAGAGUAGCAAGACAUUACAGCAAAGCAAAACAGACCAUUCCUAUACUGUAUAUUAAGGUAAUAUAAUAUUGGAAAAAAAAACAAUGCACCCGAAAAAGCAUAGUAAUUGGAUUAUUCAUCCGCUACUGUGUGUGCCUCCAACAAUCUGAAUUUCACUAGAUUUUAAGCCAGGAUUGUGCUCAAAGGAAAAUUGAACAUAGCCCAUGGCCAGUGCCAUGAACCUGAAAAAUCUAGAGUGUGCAGCAUAUGAUUUGUAUGAAAAAAUGGUGACAUUCUGCUGGUUACUGCUUCACUAACAUAUAUGUGACUCCAUGUUUGAGCACCCUUAAGAGUCAUUAAGACCUUGACACUAUCACUAGUGAAAAAUUCGCCUCAAGUGCUGUCAACAAAAUUAAUAUACAGUGGAACCCUGUUAAUACAGUGACCAGUAGGUCCAAAAAAUUUGCCUGUAUUAACGGGGUGGCCGUAUUAUCGAGGCAGGCUCAAAUUUCAUGCCUUGAGGGCCGUAAUGACAAAUACACCAAACAUCUCAUUCUCAUUUCUAACACAACUGUUGUCAUUUAUCAACAACCAGAAAGUAGAUAUCGCAAACAGUAAUAAGAUUUUUAUUGAAAACACUACUUAAAUAAAACACUUUUAAAAUUUGGCUAUAAAAUCACAACAAGUGCACUUUGUUUACUGUAGUCUAAAAACAGUACAAGAACAGGCUUAGAGUACUAGGUCAAUAAAAUUGACAGGUUACAGGCAUUUUAAUUUUCUAAAUUUCAAAGAAGUGGCCUUAUUAACGGGGUGAAAUUAUUUGAGACUCCACUGUUUGGGAUUUUAAAAUGUGGCUGUUGGCCAUUUCAACAGGUGACCACAUUAAUCAGGGUUUUUUAUAAGGAAAUGAGUAACAAGGUGACCGAAUUACUGAGAUGGCUGUAAGGCAGGGUUCCUCUGUAUCUUAAGUUCCUUUAUUGGUAGAAAUUUAGACAUUUUUGUUGAUAUAAUACAGCAAAGAUGCACCAAGAUAAUAUUGACAAACUACAAUGAACAGACAUGAACUGCAGCUUUGUUAACCUCAUUUCUAGACCCAAGGGGAAGAUGCCUGUCACAAAAAUAAAGUGCAACUUCGGCCUUGAAUUGUCUUUCUGAACCAUGGGCAUACUUGCUAACUUACAAUAAUAUUAUUCUAUGGCAUUAUUUACAGGUUCUGUUCAAAUAAAAAAUGGGGCAAGCAAAACAUCUUUUCAAAAUUUUUUCUUCUAUUGCCAAUGUCUUCAUUGGAGUGUCAUAGGUUGUUCAUUUGUAGCCAAAGGAUUAAAGUCUAUGGAAAUUUCUUUGAUAUAUGAUGGUUUUCAAAUAACUUGAUUGACUUCUUUUUCACUGGUUAGUUACCCUAUACAUAGCAGUUUGCUUGUCUAAGGAAGAAAGCCAUGUUCAGAUUUCAUGUUGCAGCAAUGUUUUGGUAGACAAAAUGGCUGCACUGCAUCUAAAAACAAGUUGCCCCAACCUAUUGAUCUCUAUUAUUUGUUUUUUUCCUUUUUCUUAAAUAUUUUAAGAGUAGUACAAAUCUUCUUUAGGAAGGAGCCAUGUACUUGGAGUGUAAGUGGUAGUCCAAAAAGGUCAACCACAGUGGCCCUUCAAAUGGUCAAUGCACGUGGUGAAUGUUUUUGCCAAAUGUCGUGGAGUCUGAGGGGUGAUAGUCUGUCUCCCUGUAUGGCCUUGAUGUGUGUAUUUUUCUUUGUCAGCUUUACAUGUACCAAAUGUUUCGUUCCCUGGCCUACAUUCACUCUGUUGGUAUAUGCCAUCGUGACAUCAAACCCCAGAAUUUGCUCCUUGAUCCAGAGACAGCAGUGUUAAAACUCUGUGACUUUGGCAGGUAAGGGCUUGCUUGGUAUAAUACAUCAGUUUGGUUUGGGUAUGGAACCAGGGGUAAACGCAAGGUAUCUUUAGGCGGAGAUGGGGUCUCUGGGUCUCUGAAACCCUUAACCUUCACCAGACCAUGUUCAACUGCAAUCCUGCUUCUUUAUCCUUGACUAGGCACAGGGUCCCUACCCUAUCCCGGACCAACUGUUAAUAGUACAUGAGAAUAAAAUUUCUAAUAAACUAGUGAGAAACAUGAAUUUACCCAAAGGCUUUGAUGACUCACUUGCAGUUUUUGUUUAUUUAUACUCAUAUUCACAUGAAAUUGCUGUGAAGUGCAUUAUCACUUAAUUCCAACGCCUGAGAGAACCUUUUAGUCAAACUUAUAAGAGCGCCUUGCCUCCCCCUCCCCCUCCCCCUCCUCCUCCUUCAUCCAACUUCUGCAUUCUUGGAAUUCAGCUUUGGAUCUAGGAUAACAGCUAACGUUAUCUUUGCAAAAAUACACCUUUCAGAUUGCCGAAUUAGCAGCACUUGAUAAAAGUCACAGCUUCUAUUGCAGAGAUUCAAGAUCCAUAAUUUGCUUCUUUAUUUCAGUGCAAAAGUGUUAGUGAAAGGAGAGCCUAAUGUUUCUUACAUCUGCUCAAGAUAUUACCGUGCACCAGAGCUUAUAUUUGGAGCCACUGACUAUACUCCUGAUAUAGGUACGGUACAUACUUGUCUAAAUAUACUGUAAAAUUCUGAAAAUAAGCCCCUCCAUGUAUAAGCCCCUCCAAAUAUAAACCCCCCAAUCUCGUAACACAAAAAACCCUCUGUGAAAUUGCCCCCCCCCCCCUUUCCCCGGGGGCUUGUACUUGGAAAUUGCCCCCAAAUACAAGGUAAAACAAAGUAAAAAUGGUAAUUUUCCUUCCAACUAUAAGGCUAGCCCAAUCAAUUUUGAAAGCUCAAAUUUCCCUCCGUAGAUAAGCCCCUCCAAAAAUAAGCCCCCCUAAAAGGGCCUUUUAAAAAUGCAGGUUAAAAUUUUUUAGCCUUGGUUGAUUUUUUAUUUCCUUUGUCUCCAAACCCUAAUUCAUGAAUAAUUAGGGCUAGGAGACAAAGGAAAUUGAGAAUCUACCUAUGUUUUUCCCCCUGAAAAAAUUUUGAAAUCUGGGCCCCUUAAAGUGCAUUUCCAGCAUUCUGGAGAAAAAAUUAGAGUGUUUGAACAGAACACAGACAUAAUUAAAUUUUGGCUUUUGAGGGGGUAAUUUCCAAAGAAAAGUAUGCAGCAAGUUCACGUAAAAUAGGCGGUGAAUUUCACCAGCCACCAGCUCUUGUUGAGAACCCUUAUCACCAGAGGGAAAAUGUCUUUAGGAAAAUGUAUGGAGAUCAGUAUGGAGAAUUUGCAAGUGAAUAUUGGGGUUUAAAGGGUUAUAGAAUGAGUGUCAGUGUUGAUUGUGGCUUGUCUUAGAUAUCAUUGCACCAGGAAAAUUUCUUUUGGCGGUGUUAAAAAAAAGGUGAAUUAUAACCUAGUUUUCCUAUCUCCUUUUUUCUUACCCAGGUUAUAAUUUUCUGACCCUGGUUGUUCAAAUGUUGGAUAGUGCUAUCCAAGGUUUGAACAACCUGGGCCUGAUCUUUAUCAAGAGACAAAUUUGGAGAAUGGCCUCAUUCUUUUGAUUUAAAUCCAAUUUAGCAGAUAAUAAUUUUCAAAUCUUUAUCAAAACACAAAUAGCAACCAAAAUCAAAACACAAAUUGCCAGAAAAGAACGACCAACAUCAAUUUUCUCCUAAAAAUAUCAGUAUAUAAUCAAGUAGAACGGUUAUGAGAAGUAAUAAAAUGAUCAUAAAGGGAAAUAUGCUUUGAUCCUUUAACAAAUUCUCUCAAAAAAUUUUUCAAGAAAUGUAUGGAGGCUAGUCUAUAGAAUCUGUAUGUUGAACUUAGGGGUUAAAGGGAUUUAUAAAUUUAAUGAAGCAGAAUCCAUCUUGAGAUAUGUAGACUUAAAUCAUUUCUAGAUCUCCCCAUGGGAUUCUCCUUUCAGCUUGUUAUUCUCUUAGCUGGAUUUAUCUUGUUUCUUUUUCAGAUGUCUGGUCUGCUGGUUGCGUGUUGGCAGAGCUUCUUCUGGGACAACCCAUCUUCCCUGGUGCCAGUGGAGUAGAUCAGCUUGUUGAAAUAAUUAAAGUGUUAGGAACACCAACUAGGGAACAGAUUAAAGAAAUGAAUCCACAUUACACAGAAUUUAAAUUCCCACAGAUUAAGCCACAUCCCUGGAGCAAGGUAAACCAGAGGAUUUUCUUACGUGGUAUCAGAUAACUGGGUCAAAGAUGGAUUGAGGAAUGAAGGAAACACAAAGAGGGUAUAAGAAAACCCCUCUGAACACAGGGAACAGCUGAGAAAAAUUCCCACUUUGAUAUAUGUGUCUGCCGAUAUGGCACAAAUUUCCUGGUCCCCCCUAUGGGUCACCAAAUCUCCCAUUCAAAAAUUAAUUUUGUGCUUCUCAGUGCUUUAGUUUGGAAUUGAAUAAUUGUUCAAUUGCAGUACAGUUUCUGAGGCAUUUUUCUCAAUUCAUGUCAAAGGAAAGUAAAAAAAAAAACUGUUAGGGAAACUUAACCAGGAGGGUCCAGUUGUGCAAAAAGUAGAUAAUGCUAUCCACAGGAUAAAUUAAUCUCCAUCCAGUGGAUAGUGCAAUUGGUUUCACUAAUAUUUAUCCCCUGGUUAGUGUUUUAUCCGGUAGAUAGUGCUAUCCUACAUUUGAACAACUGGGGCCAGAUAAUAAGUUAUUAAUUUUGAUUUGCAGGUGUUUAGACCCAAGACUCCACCAGAAGCAAUAAACCUCUGUAGUAGAUUACUAGAGUAUACACCAUCAACAAGACUCAUACCUGUUGAGUCAUGUGCUCACUGCUUCUUUGAUGAACUGCGUGACCCCAAUACCAAACUUCCAAAUGGGCGUGAGCUACCUCCACUUUUUAAUUUUACCCCUCAAGGUAUGAUAAACACAUUCCGGUAAUCAGCCUGGUAGGAAAUUUAUGUCUGUGCUUUGUAAUUGUAUCUAAAAUAUCUGAAAUACCUCAAUACUGCAGUCUAAAAUACAGUGGAACUUGUAUAUUGCAGUUACCUUAGAGGCUUUGGAAACUGGCUGCUGAACUUAAGGCUGCUUCAUAUAAGAUAACUAAAGUAGUCACUAGGCAUGGCAAUUGCCAAAUGUCUAUUUUAAUAGUGUAUCGUACAACAAACCCUCAAUUAUUUUUGGAAAUGGUCAGACAGGCCAUCAAUACUUCCAAUGAUGUUGCUUACUUUCACUGUACAUACAUGUAUUUCUUUGACUUAAAGUUCACAACUUUUACACGUAGAGGAUAUUAUAUAGCCAUACAAACCCGCAAAAGUUCUCUUACAGUGUUGAAAUAAUUAUGUUUCUACACGGAUUCACUUUUCAAAUAAUUUUGAUAAUCAGUUCAUUGAUGGAAUCUAUGGGGGUAUGGUUGACCUGACAUGACUCAGGGUAAUAUAGGCAACAACUACCACUUUUGUAUCUAUUAAAUAAUAUUGUAAUUCGAAGAGGGCUGUCAAUAAAUUUUAAUACAGCACUGUUACAUUCAGGUUUCUCUCAUGCUCUCCCUGUAAGUUUACCCUGCAAGCUGAGUCUCCUUCGAUCUUUCUAAAAUGCUGAGAUUCGUAAUGUAAGGCCACCACAUGUAAGGGAUCCAAGACAGUCUUGGAGUUUGGAUUCCAAAGUCCAGCAUUCCACAAUCCCCAAACAAAGUGUCCCUGAUUCCAGAUUCCAGACUCCAGAUCCCAGAUUCCCUCAGAUGGGGUGAGCCCACAGUUUACCAUUUUUUGUUGUCUCCUCUCACAGAGUUAUCAGUGAAACCGUCUCUGGCCUCUACCCUCAUACCCUCCCACGCCCAGAGAAAUUCUGCAGCAGCUAGCUCCAGUGCCUCGGGGACAUCUUCAAAUCCAGGCCCUGCAGUUGUUGACGGAGCUGUGGCAUCUAUUUCCACGCCAGUCUCCUGAAGGAGAGUCAAUGAACAUUUGUGUCUAUAGAGGCUGCAUUGGGAGUUGUCCUUGUACAAAACAAACAGAAGUUCAAAUUUGUCUUGUAAAUAGUGUCACAAAUUGAGUCAUGAAUGUUUUAGCAUGUAUUUUGAAAGUGCACCAGUUUGCCAUCGUGUUUGAGUCUUAAAUUUUACUUUUCCACCCGCUGCUAUGUACAAAUCUUUUCUAAUUACAACACAGCAAUUCACUGACUUAUCAUUAAUAGCAGAUCAUGUGCAUUAUUUCUUAUUGUUUAAAGUUAAGUUAGCCUGGUAAUACCUUCACCCUUUCCACACAAAGAAAGUGUUGAACCAUAUUUGAAAUGUUAUUUAUUUCAUUAAAAUUUUACCUACCCUUUUCUUACAUUCAAACAGGUUCUUCUUAGUGUGGCUGGCUUUUCUUAUUCACCUUUAUGAGAUUGGGCUGUUUUUAGGACUAAAAGGGCAGUUUUAUUUUCCAAUGUAUAUGAAUUGUUCAGAGCAAAAUUCAACAUUUUUAAGGCUACUAGGUGCAUUUCAGCGUUAUCGAUACACUUUUGUACUGGAAUAGAAAAGCACUGGCGAGAAAUUAGUGACAAAAAUCAUUUUGACAGGGGUUAAAAUUGAAUCCUUUAGAACACAUAAAGUGUGGUACUGGAUAAUGUAUUUAUACUGACAGUACCAAAAUUAAUAUUUAAAUAAUGUAAUACCAAUGUAAAAUAUGUUCCUCUUAACUUGAAGCCAAAGGUCACCCCUGCCUGGCUGUAGAAAAAAAAAAACUUAACAGUUAAUAUUUGAGUCUGUAUAGAAUUUUAUGGACUUGUAAAUUUAAGCAAUUUUAUUUGUUUCUUCUUUUAUGUGUAAAAUUUAUAAUCUACUCUUGUACACUUCCUGUGAGCAUUCUGACAUGAUAAAGCAUGAAAAUGAUUGUCAUGAGCGUUUAUUUUGAAUGACACCGUGAUUUUCUAUCUUUGGCUUGGGCAGAAACACAACUAGUGUAAAAAACGGACCGAACCUACAGGAAAAAAGGAAAUUGGUUGGAAAUGUAGGGUAGCCUGCGGGCAAGCUCUCCGCUGUGCUCUAGCUCCCGCCACCCCCCACCCCGUUCCCCUGGGAGAGCUUGCUAGCAGAGGUUCGAGAAAAUAAUCAGGAAUGUAAUGUUGUUUCGGAGGAGAAUACUCUACAGUGGGUUUCUUGGAGGCCCCUCCCAUCUCGUUUCCAGAGAUUUCAUAUCCUUUCUCAAGAGUUCAGCAAAUGGGGGACGCGCAAAGAAAUGUGAGCAGGAAAAACAGUUAGGGAGGAGGAGGAAGGGCUACAGAAAGUUCCCUCCUCUCUCUAGCCUUUUUUUUCCUCCGCUCUUCUUUUCGCUUCACCUUCCACUACCUAAAUGCCUGGAACAAGCAAGAGAUUUCAAGGGUCUCCAUUUGUUUGUUGAGAGUCCGGUGGGGUGGGGGAUUCCCCUGUCAAAGGGCGCGUGGAGGAGGUCGCCGGCCCCCUCAGGGAGCAAUCUAGCCGUGGCCGUAGCUUUAGUUGACCCCUAAAAAUCCUAAAAGAGAAACCCAAUUGAGAGCUAUGGUUAUCUUGAUUGUAAUGCAGGAGAUUUCUUAGAAUGCUUUUUAUUUCUCGCCCUCUGCUUUUAACCCCUUUUUAAACACAGCCCUUAGCGAUAUCUGUGCCAUGAGACAGGAGUCCUAUAAUCCUCCCUAGGGUUGAGUCGGUGCGCCCUCUGUCCACGUUGUUUUGAGGCGUUUAUAAUCCCGGCUUAACUUUGCCACAACAGCUCUUUUGUUUUCAAGAUGUUAAAGCCGUUUUGCCCGCUCCCUUGAUUUUGUUGUACUUGCGCAAGUGAAUUUAUCUUCACUUUUUCUUUUGUGGGGAAUACUGAGUCUACGAGAUGUUCCUCAAUUUCCUUGAAAAUAGUAGAGAAAGCGACAUAUAGUUAAAUCGCCACCCGCGAGGAAAGUGCCAAUCGCACAGUAUUCUUUCCCCGUGUCACCUCGCGCCCCGGGAGGCCAUUUUCGCGCUCGCCCGCGUAGUCCGCUCGAGAAACGGAGGGACCACUUACUCGUUGUCAGGCCGGCUCUUUUUGUUGUCACGGCUCUGCUGUGUGUCGGUAUGGUCUGAACAAAUGUAGUGACAAAGAUGUAAUCUUUUAACCAGGGCAUUUUAGGAUAGCGUGGUUGAAGAGAGAAAUGCGCUGGGAACGAGUUUGAGGGUGAGAUAAGUAGGUGUCGAAAUGUUUCUUGCCUGCUUGCAAUACGUACGUAAAAUAAAUUGCUAAAAAAUCUAAAAUAUCCUAAAAGGUUUUUUUUUUUUUCUGGCUCAUCCUCGGAGUAAAAACCUGUGAAACUCACGAGUGGCGUAAAACAAUGAAUACAAAGAAGCCACUGAGAAGUCAACAAAAUAGAGCCAAGGAAAAUAAUCGCUAGAAAACAAAGAAAAACUUCACAGGUCUUCAUGCCAAGGUAAAACCCUUUUUUCUCCCCAAAACGCUUUGGGAGACUCUAGGGGGUGAUAUAUGAACGACUUUUUGAGUUCUGGCUCAAAGAACGCGGGCUCAAGAAAGAUGGAGGGUGGCUCAAAGCCAAACUUAUAUAUUGUGUGGGUUUUCUCUCGGUGUUGCGUCUGGUUUCAAUAAUGAAGGCUGCAUUGGAACACAGAAGUGAAGCAGACAACGCUAAAUUAUAAAGUUAUCUGUAAAAAUGACAUCGGAUGCCUCUCCGUUGUGUUGUUGUGAGUUCCAAAACCUUCAUGGCCGAAGAUCCCAUAUCCUUGCAUUUUGCUGUGAAUGUGAUGAGUUGGACAACGCUGUCGAUCAGUGCCUUAAAGGAAACAGAGUUCCAAGAGAGAAAGUGGCUGCAGUAUUCUCGGUUAUUUCUGAUCGCAUUCGCAUUCCUUGGUUUAAUGGUGCUCUCAAAAUAGAGCUCGGAAUCAUUGCUCCUGUUUUAGUUUUGAUUGUUUCUCUUCACUUUGCAAGUUAUGGACUUGUUUUCACUGUUCUAGCAAUGGUCUACCUACCUGUAUUUAUUCUUAUAUAUACUUUCUCUGCGCUGAACCGACGAAAGAGGACUUGGUUCUUUGUAAGCUGGGUUUUAUCAUCUCUAAUUGGUAUUUUUUACCUAUAUCUUCUGAAUGUUGCUCCUUUCUAUUCUUAUACCAUCUCUGCAAUUAUUUCUGCCGGCUUUUGUGUUGUAUUACUACUAUACCUGCGUGUUAUCUUUUCAAGAAGGCUCCUUGUCUCUCAUUCUCUGAUUUCUAAAUCAUCAUCCCAGAAUGAUCCAAACCACAUGUCUUCAAGUUUGAAGGACCUAACAUGCUGUUUAUGUACUGAGGGGCCAUUCAUUAGAGCAAAACACUGCAGGUAGAGUGCAAGCAGCACUAACUAACAUGGACACCCUAGAGUCCACAAGUUAGUGUCGUUAAUAACGAGAUCCCAUAAUAGAGAAGAGAAUUGGUGACAUCGCAAAAAUUAUGGGGUUGGUUAGCAUAUCCAGAAAGAAUGAGAUGAAAAAAAUUGGUCAUGUGGUAAAAAUCAGCCUCUUAGAGUAAAUUGCUGGGGAGAUAUAAGCAUUGUUAUGCUCUAGUGACUCCACAUAAAUACUCCCAUACUAGGCUUUGAUCAUAAGUGUUAUGAUCCAAGCCAAUAUUUGAAGGGUUUGUAUGGAAUCAUCAAAGCAUAACCAUGGUUAUAUCUCCCCACCAAUUUGCAUUGACGGGCUGAUUUUUGGCAAGAGGGCUUUUUCGUUUUGUUCUUUCUGAAUAUGCCAACUAAUCCCAUAAUUUCACACAUUUGAAUUUUUGUGAUGGCAAACUUCUUUACUCUAUAGCAGGAGUUUAUUUUGAUCAAACAUCUUUAAUUUACUUUUGCUAGAGAUUUAGCUACUGUCUGUAUUAUAGUGGUGCGCACUAAAGUAAGUUGUCAGCAUGGUGAUAGUUGACUGUGAAAACCAUAAUUACAGUGGAACCUCAAUGUAACGAAUGAUUUUCUCUAGCCCAGUAACAGGAAAAAAUAUCAAAAAGAACCUCGAAAUAACAAAACCUCAUUAUAGCAAACAAAUUUUGCCAGUCCCUUGGCCCUUCGUUAUAUCAAGGUUCCACUGUAUUAUGUCCUACUUGUCAAAUUUACGUGGCAUCUCAGCUGGCCACUCAUUCUCAGCCUUCACAUCUAUUUGACCUUACUAGCUGUGUCCCAAGAUUGCUCACUGGUGUAAACAACUAAACAUACUUUCUUAUUCUCUCUGAAGAAGAAAAACAGAUGUGUUUUCCAUGUCCUAAAAUAACUACUGCCACAUAAUUAUCUGUCCAACUAUGCUUUAAGUUGGUAACUCCUAUGUGCUUUUUGUUUUUGUUUGGUUUGGAUUUUUUUCCUGCUGAUCCUGACUAAGACCAUGGAACCUUAGAUGCUGUAAUGUGGCAAAAUAAUGAUUAAGUUGAAUGGUAGUUUUAUACACUUAAUAAAAAUUUUUUAUACUUGACAAUGCAUAGUGUAAUGUGACUCUUCUUUUGAAUAGGAUUUGUGGCUACUGUGUUCCAAGAUCUGAUCACCAUUGUGUCUGGUGAGUGAUAUUAUGUGAUUGAAAUAUUAUACAACUAUCCCCCGAAGGGGAGGUGAAUAGUGGUGGAUAUAUACCUAGACGCGAAGCAUCAAGGUAUUUAUCUAAUGCUGUGAACCGACCCUGAGGGGGAUUUUUUACUUGUUUUAGUAUUUUCCAAAUCAGUUGGGAAAAAUAAAAAAAGUAACUUUUUGUAAACAAAAGGAGACUCCUAGACUCCUGGGAGUGUUUCUUGGAGUACUGGGAGAAGAGAAAAUGUAAAUGAAAAACAACGAAAUAGAUGACGAGAGCUUUUAGCUGUGAUUGGGAUCUUUGUGAUGAUAUAACAUGUGAUAUUCAAGAGGAGCUUUUGGGUAAAAGUGUUUUAAAAAUCUUGUAUCAUUGCAGGACAAAUUGCUGCAUUGGCCAACACAACCAUCGGGCAUUUCUUGGAGCCAUCUUCUUAUUUAUUGUCACUGGUCUCUGGGGUGUCUACCUUUCCUUUUUCACUAUCUGUAAAUCUUUGAGUGGAAAGAUUCUCCAUUUGGAUUGUUCAGAUGUCUAUUCAGAUUCCAGGUAAGCUUCCUUGGAUAAUGCCAUUUUUAGCCGCUCAUCAUACCUUAUUAGUGAUGAGGGUGGUCAUUAUAAAAGUUCUCUAGCUGCUUGCGUGCACAGGGCACGGUGAUAUUUUGCCUUAAUUUCAGUAAAAUUUUGCGACAUGAAUUGGCCUUAUUUAUUGUAGAAUAAAUAUUAUGAAAAUGACCAAUUGAAGCAAUAUUUAGUCUUGAUCAAGUUCAAUAAAGAAUUACCCAUACAUCGAAAGCUUUGGGAUACAUGGCUAAACCUGCACCAUAAGAAAAUAAUAUUUCGUUAACUUAGAGGCUGUUUACGUAGAGGUGGAGGACCCCAGUUAGGUGAAGUAAACCACUUAGGCAGGGCUAAUUACCCGCCUGUCCAUAUAAUCUCUCAUAUGGUCACCCCACCUUUUGUGUGAAUGAGAUCAAAUUAAUAUGAGAGAUUACAUUAACAGGCAGGUUACCCCACCUAAGCAGAUUACCUCACCUACGUGGGGUCCCCACCUCCAUGUAAACAUACCCUGAAUAGUUUAUGGUUUUUAGGAGAGGCUUACUGCUGACUUUAUGGUAUUCAUCUGUGUGUUUCAUUUUUUAUACACUGUUGAUGAGUACAUUUUAACAUCCACUAUUCCUUUUCAGGUCCGCAGUUGUUUUUGUUGCCUGUUGGUACACGAUUCUGUUUAUUUUUGGAAUGAGUUCACUUCUGGUACAGCAGCUUCUGUUCAUCAGUUUCAACAUAACUGGUGAUGAAUGGAGAAGAUCUUUGAGAAAGAAGUCAUUUUGGGAAGUCCUGUGGACACAUCAGUAUAACAAGGGAUUCCUAAGAAACUGGAUAGAGUUUCUGUGCUCCAAAGAUAUUAGAACUGGAAUUGCUGAAGAAGUGGUUUAGGUGGAUCAAUAUUUCGAUAAGCUUUCCUUUUUAAAAUAAUUUCUGUGUCCUUAACCAAAUUUCAUUGGUUUUGGUAGCUAGACAGUAAACGUUUUAUAGCCAGCAAAAUAUGUCAUGGUUUUUUUACAGGCUCAAGACUGCAUUGAAAUUUUGUAUAUUUAUAUUCUAAAUUAUUUCCUGUCAUAGUCUUUCCUGGAAAAGUUGCUGGGACUUUUCACCCCAGUCAGAAACUUUGAGGGACCUAUGUAAUGGGGGCACUGUAAAUAUUUAAAAAUCUAAAACUGAAUACAUUUGUAUUAAAAUUGUUUAGGAAAGUAAACUUUUUUUCUAUGUUAGUUUAGUCUUAUGCUGAAUUUUCUUGGAAAUAUUUCUUUUAUUAUAGGUAGGUUUAUUUGUGUAAAAUGGUUUCUCCAUAGCACUUAAUAUACAUUCUCAUUGAACAAUACACAAAUCCUUUGUAAAAACUCACACAAAUAUAUAGAAAGACAAAGUUUAGGGUGCAG
Messenger RNA from Porites lobata, 17327 nucleotides. The record is from the annotation of a GenBank genome assembly. Lineage: Eukaryota; Metazoa; Cnidaria; Anthozoa; Scleractinia; Poritidae.